This is a messenger RNA of Ceratotherium simum simum (southern white rhinoceros), 1681 nucleotides long. It is a transcript of the gene LAX1, whose product is annotated as lymphocyte transmembrane adaptor 1. Gene Ontology annotation, cellular component: plasma membrane. The record is from RefSeq and is a predicted model, not a curated record. Lineage: Eukaryota; Metazoa; Chordata; Mammalia; Perissodactyla; Rhinocerotidae. Gene Ontology annotation, biological process: lymphocyte activation; intracellular signal transduction; immune response.
AUUGAAAGGAGGCUUAGAAGGAGGAGCUGAAGCCAGAGAGGUUCCUGUGACAAUGGCUGUCACCACCCCAACCCUCUCAGAAAUCAGAGGGAGGACAGCGGAGCCCGGCACUCUGCAGGUCACUCCCAGCAGCCUGGACAGAGAUAAAGAGCAAAGCAGCAACAUCUUUUCUGGGUUCGCGGGACUCCUCUCCAUCCUCCUGGUCAUCACGGUUUUCUGCGUCCUGUGGAACUGGAAUAAACGGAAGAAGUGGCAAGCUCCUUAUCUCCGCACUACUGUCGGGCCCUCGCUGACUCUGCCUAGACAAAGACAACGAGCCAAAAAUAUUUAUGACCUCUUGCCCCGCAGGCAAGAAGAGCUGGGGAGACAUCAGCCGAGGAGUAUCCGUAUUUUCAGUACCGAGAGCCUCCUCUCCAGAAAUUCUGACAGCCCUCCCUCUGAGCACAUGCCCUCCCAAGCAGGCACUGCCUUGCAGGCGCAUAGAGCCCAUCCUUAUGCCGUGGGGUAUGCAGUGGGCAUCUAUGACAAUGCCAUGGGGCCCCACGUGUGUGAGAACCUCACUCCUUCAGCACACUACGUCAACAUCGGAGCUUCCAGAGAUUGCCCGAGCAUUUCUUCAGAGGAUUCGAGAGAUUACGUCAAUGUCCCCACAGCAGAAGAAAUUGCUGAGUCUCUGGCUUCUACCAGCAGCCCUCCUGGGAACCUCUUUGACCUCCCAAGAGCCCAGGAGCUGGAGUUUCCUGAGGAAAGAGACGAGGGCUGUGGGAAUGCCAGUGACUGCCCCAGUUUUUGGUCUCCAGGAACUGAGAGCAGUGAUCCACUCAGCGAUGGGGAAGAUUCUUCUCAGACCUCAAAUGACUAUGUCAACAUGGCGGGGUUGGAUCUCGGGGCCAUUCAAGGGAAGCAGCCCUGGGCGGCUGUUCAGUGCUGCAGAGAUUAUGAAAAUGUCCCACCAGCAGAUUCUAAUGAAAACCAGCAGCAGGUGGAGGAAGAAGUGACAUCCUCAAACACAGACCGUGUAGAGGGCAGGACAGAUGGUCCAGGGACCCACAUCCAACCUGUCAUGCAGUCAGGGAGAUUCUUGGCUUUAGAGGAUUAUGUAGCCUGUUGGUCCUCUGCACAGAGUGAGAACAGUCAGAUGAAACAUGGAGAAGAGGUGUCAAACGAGGACUCCAAUGACUAUGAGAAUGUGCUAGCUGCCAAGUUAGGAGGCAGGGACUCUGAGCAGGAGCCUGAGACACAGCUCCUUCCUGAUGAGUUAAGAUCCAGCCACCCAGCUGGAAAGCCAUGAAAGGUCUAUCCUGCCAGAUCCAUAGCCACCACAGGGUCUAGUGAAGACCCUUGACCAUCCUGUAUUUCAGUGGUUAGGCUGAAAAGAGGCUGAAAUAAGUACGGAGCUAAGAGGCUCACAAAAGCAGAGGUUUGGGAAAGGCAGAAAGAAAUUCUUCUCAAGUUGGGUGCUGUUAUCUCUCAUACCAACCUAAGAAUGUUUCCUGAAACCACCUUCUAGGACUGUUAGGAGAUUAAAAAUGGGAGAGUACUUUAGUGCACAGUGGAAACAUGCACUAGUCUAAAAUCGUUACCUUCACUUAUACCAGCAGGCUGCAAAGCAAAAAUACAGAUUGUUUUGUAAUCCAGGCAGAAGCCAAAAGGAAGGAAGAUGUUGGGAUACAGGUGGGGA